This is a messenger RNA of Mytilus trossulus (common blue mussel), 3062 nucleotides long. Its product is annotated as sarcoplasmic reticulum histidine-rich calcium-binding protein-like. The transcript has 5 exons. Lineage: Eukaryota; Metazoa; Mollusca; Bivalvia; Mytilida; Mytilidae. The record is from RefSeq and is a predicted model, not a curated record. Gene Ontology annotation, molecular function: calcium ion binding. Bases 28 to 426 code for a protein of 132 amino acids.
UUAGAUAACUCCGUUUACUAAAGGAAGAUGGCUCAGAAUUUUUUCAUUUCCCUACUUUUUUGUUUAUUUGUUAUUGCUUGUUGUAUAGCAGACAGUCCAAAAGAGGACGUGAAGGUUGAUGAUGAAAAAGUAGAAUAUGCGAAGGGAUCUGUCUGUGGAUACUGCAGUUACUGUAAAUUCUGUAAAUUGUGUGAAAAAGAUUGUCCAUGUGAAACAAGUGCAUCAAAACCCAACUGCAAAAUGUGUAAAUACUGUAAAUACUGUAACCUGUGUUCUGCAGUCUGUGAUACUAUAUGUCAACCAGGAGGAAUUUUAGAUAAAGUAUCAGCUGCUAUUGUGGGUGCUCUACCUAGUCACGAUCCUGAUGAAAUCAACAAAGAUAUAGAUUCUGUAAAGGAAUAUAUUGAUAGGAAAGAUGAGCUAUAAUCCAAGAAACAACGACCACUGCAGCAGUCUCCUCAUAAUUUCCUACAUUUUGGAUAUUAUUCAAGAAACAAGAACAAAGACCUGGCAGCAGUCUCCUCGUCAUUUUCUACAUUUUACUUUACUCUUGUUUAAAACUCUUUUUUCUAACAGUGAGUUGUCUCCGAUUGUUGCAGUGGUGUAAAUUUUGAAUAAAUACAAUUACAUAGAAUUUUAUAGAUUUUGGAAAUAUAAAUUAUUCAGUCAAAUGCAGAUUAAAAUAAUUGUAGCAAAAAAGAAAAAUAAGCACAGUCUGGCUUCAUAGGGGGGAAAUGAUUAAGAAAGACAAUAGAAUGAGUCUAAAAUUUCUGUAAAUAACUAUCAUAAUGGGAGAUAACUCUUAUGCUUCAUCCUUUUUUUAUCUAAUGCAUAAUGGUUACUGGUUUUAACUGCAUACAUCAAAAUAUUGUGAUUUGUUGAUCCUAAGCAGUUAAUUACAUCUUUGUUUAUUAUUGUGCAUGAAAGACUAAGUUAUCUUGGAACUGGUUCUUAUUGUAGUGAGACUUUUUUAAGUAGAUUUUUUUUUUUUUUUAGAUAUUACAAAAAGUUUGAGGAGAUGGAUUUUUCUUAUAUUUAUCUGUAUGUUAGAUCUUUAUCAAAGACAUAAUAGUGAUUCCUCUGUUAAUUUUGUGAAUUCUGAUUCUUAUAGAUUACUAAUGAUUAUUUUCAUGUUGUUCAGUCUAUUUUUAGAUAACUGUUUAUAUGGAUGUCAUUCCAUAAUAAGAAGAUUGUGAAGUACUGACUAAGUCACAUGUAUCAAAUUUUUAAUUUAAUAUCAACAUUUUGAUUUACAUCAAAGUAUACACUUCAAUUUGUACAUAUUUAAGGAUGAAUUGCUCCAAAAAAUCAAACAGCAUUUAUAUGAAAUGAAAUGGUUUUAAGUGUGUUCAUAGCUAUGGAAGAUUUUAUUUCCUGUAUUUAUUCAGAUGUUUAUAUUGAAUGAUGUGAUCCUAAUAGUUUUAUAUGACAUGAAAUUAGUGUGUAAAAGUGUAUCUGGUGAACUUAAGUCCCUCAAGAGUUGUCUAACAUGAUGUUUAAGUGUAUGCUUUAACUAUAACGGAUUGUGCAGGAUCUAAUACUAAUAAUUCAGAAAUUAUUGCAAACAUUUAUUAUUGCCAUAUUUGCAGAAUAAACAAAAAUGUGAGUUUAAUUAUUACAACUGAAGAAAAAGCUGCAUACAGAUGGCAUGUGCAUUUGAUGCAAGUUAUUAAUAUGGUUAUUUGUUGGACUAGUCUACUCUUACAGUACUAGUAGCAAGCAAACCAAAUAUAUUUCCUUUGGUUACACACUCAAUGAAGUCAGCUGUAAAAAGUUCACAUUAAUCAAAAUUUGCAAUCAUUUCUGAAUUGCAGUUCUGAACAAUGUUUUGAUCCUGAUUCCGUAUUUGUAGAUUAGUAUUGUGUUGUGAUCUGAGUACAUUCCUAAGAUCUGCUGUGAUAAUCCAUCCAUUAUACUGUGGAUUCAUUUUUAUUCGUUGGAAACACAUUUUUCGUGGGUUUUGUGUGUACAGGUGAACCAUGAAAUCAAACGAAUAUCAUAUUUUCAAUAGGCUUUGUAUACAGAUAUUGGCAAAAUCAAAUAUCCAUGAAUAUGCAAGUUUUCAGCAAUCCAUGCAAAUUGAUACCCAUGAAAAUAAAUGAAUCCACAGUAGAUCUUUUAUAUUUAUACAUGUAGUGCUGUCUAAUGACAAGUCUGGCCUUUUCUACAAACAUACCAUAUUAAUUCUAUUCAAAUCAACACUUCUUAAAUUCAUGUAUAUGAAACUCAGGGCCUGGUUGCACAAAUGUCAUUAUUGUUUGAUAAGGUUUAAAUUGUUGGUGUUGUUAACAGUUGUUGUAUUUGUUUAUGGUUUAAUUAAAUUUAAAAAUUAAAUUGUUCUUCAAUGUGAACUGACAUUUAGAAAAACUCAGUCCAGAACAACACGAAAUAUUUAUUCACAAUUUGACUUAUAACUUUUAUCUUCAAUCACAUAUUCAUAUAAGACAAUAUGUUGUUUAUUUUGAAUUUACAACAUAACAAUAUGCAUUAUUACAGCUUGCCAUUUUGUUUAGUUUAGAUUUUUUCAUUGAUGAUUUUUUUUUUUUUAUAAAUUUAGACUGGUGAUUGUUAAAUAUUUUUCUUAAUCUCUUUGGUUAGAGAUAAUUUGUCAUACAGUAUUCGUUAUUCUUCAUUGUUUUGACAAUUUUAAUUUCUAUUUACUAUUUAUGUUUCAAAAAAAUAUCAAAAUGUGUAUGCAUAUUUUCUUACUCAAAACAACCAUAAUUUUUGGCUUAAUUUAAAAAAAAUUGUUAUUUACAUAUUGCAGAAAUAACUUGCAAGGAAAAAAGUCUAUCAUGCAUUACGGUGUAUAUUGAAAUAUUAAGGGGUGCCAAUCAAAAAACUUUUGUCACAAAUGGUAACAGAAUUAUUUAGGUCUUAAUGAAUAUAUAACAAACUAUUUAUCUAAGUGACCAAUAGCUGGAUUUAUAUUUAUAUACUUUAUUUUCAUUUGUUCAUUAUUUUCUAUUUUUAUAGUGUAUGUCACUGUUUGUAUGUGAAAUCCUGAAGAACAACUAACGUGUGUUAAUGUGAUGUAACAUGGAAUAAAAAGUUCUAACUAG